AUGGAUCCAAUAGAAGCUGGCGACUGGAUAGCGGGUCGGCCUCUUCAACUUGUUUUUCUCUCCGGGUUGGAUCCAGCCAACAAACCUCACCACAGUAACGUAGUGAAUGUCUUCCUCAAUCGUACAGCAGAAAAACCGCCUCUUCAAAUCCGUGUCGUUUCCGGGGAACUGGAUAUUCCACCGAAGCGUGAUGAGAAAGGGUUGGAUAAAGGAAUCCUUCGGCGCGAGUGGCCUUCAAAGUAUCUGGAUAAGGUGCCAGCAUUGAUUGUGGUGUUCAUUGAUCUCGAUUGGAAUCACCCAUCAUGGGAAGAUAAGAAAACGGAGGCUGAGAGCAAAGUAGCCAGUAUCCGAGCCUCGUUGCGACAUGGAACGAAGGUCGCGUUGGUUCUGAUUCAGCAAAAAUCUACUAAUGUCAGUGACAACCUGGCAGCCGACAGAGCCCACGAACUGUGUCAAGCAUGCUCUCUAUCAUCAAAGCAACUCUUCAUCUUGUCAGCCGACAAUCUACUUCCGAAUUCUAUGUCGAAUCUCCAAAACUUCUCUCUGAAACUUGAGAUGGCUUUUCAUGAACUGUGUCAAGUGUUCUAUCAUCAACGACUCAAAACUAUCAGAUCUCGAAGCAUUCCGAAUAAUUCACCGGCUCUCGUUGUUCGUCAACAAUUCAAACUGGCGUUUCUCUCAGAACUCAGACAAGAUACACAUACAGCAUUGAGAAACUAUAGGCUGGCUUAUGAUCAGUGUAAGGACACUGUCGAACAAUGGGAUGGUGUCGAUGUUUUUGAAUGGAGAAGUGUUGUUGGAUUGCUGAACUAUAAAAUGUGUGAAUUAGCCUUCCUACACAGCACAGCACUUGAAGCGAUCAACCAAAUGCGCCGACACGCCACAAUCUUUUUCUCAUCAGCUCCAGGAAUCUACCCAACUCCUCAUCUUGCAUCUGUUGAGCUUCUUCUCUGGAAAUCUAAACAGUGCUACCAAUUCGCUCAUCUUUUCGAACGUUCCGUGGCCAGUGGUCUUUCAGCACUUGCUACGUUGAAUCCUGGGACACAUUUGGAUCAAGCCGCCGGAAUUUAUGCAGCAGCCAAUACAGAAAUCUUGGCUUUAAAACGAAAUUCACCUCAAAAUGUGCCAUACCCUAAUCCAGACCCAUUGGCUAAAGCUUCAAGUACAGUAUUCUUUGGUCAACGACCAUGGAGAGUUAACUGUGAAGGAUUGGCAAGUGCAGAAGUGGAAGCAGAUGCUGUCAACGCAAUCACACAGAGACUAGUAGUGAAUCAUGAAGGUGUCAUUACACUUUUGUCCGCUGCGUUAGCUCAAUAUCAGAAGUAUGGAUGUAUGAGAAUGAAGAAAAAAGUGAUGAUGGAAAUGGCUAAUACCUGUUAUGCCAACAAUGAAAUUCAACGAGCACUUCGAUUCUGGGGAAUGGUCAUCAAGGAUAAUGCUCUACCGUACUCGAUUCGUAAGGAUAUGAUGCAUCGUGCAACGUGGGCUGCCUACGCGAUCACUAGUAUCCAGGAUUUUGCGAUCUGCUGUAUGCAACUAAUGUGUCCAGCUUAUUCCGAAGUUUUACCAUCGGACUGUGUUGGUUGUUUGAUGGAUUUGCUGGAAGGGAAACCACCAAGAGCGCCUUUCCCAAAUGAUGAUAUUUCAAAAGAUCAGCUACUCACAUACCAAACGCAAUUCCAACAAGUGAUUAAAGAAGCUCGAGAUCCGUUUGUCGUUCAUGCCUCGAAAAUCGCUGAGCUCUUUCUGGAGACACGUGUCUCGUUUCUAGAUGAACAGACUGUAGAGCAGGGAUCGAGAGUAGUUGUGAGGGUGGAGCUGAUUUCGAAAAUUGGACAAAUGUUCAGACUCAACAAUGUGAUAGUGCACCUGAAAGCAAAGAAGUUUCCACAAGAUUCCGCAUCCACCACCACUGAAACCGAUUUCCUUCUCUACGACCCGAUUCCUUUGGGACCUGUAGAUGUCAACAUUGAUUCUCCGAUGCAACGUGUCGUUCUUGUGGAUCUGAAAGAUGCGAAACAAAAUUGGAUAGUGACGGUGUCAAAAGUAGUUCUAAGUAUGGGAACGGGCGUUCGUGGAGAUGUGGAAUUCGAUGAGAAUGCGUUGAAUCGCAAUUGCCACGUUGAGAACAUUGUCGGCUUGGAAUUUUUAAAAAUAGGAGGAGAGAAGGCGUCGAUUGAACUGAAAAAAACCAUCAAUGUGGAUUGUCUGAUAGGAGAGGUGACAAGCACCGAAAUCACGCUGAAGAACAACUCGAAGCAAUCAUUCUACGGUCUUCAGUUGGAUUUUAAAAGAAAAGAGCAGAAGCACACGGAAGCGGCUGCCGUGUUGUUCGUGGAAAAGGAUGGAAAUGAGCUGAAAUCCGAGUUUUCGAUGACAAUUUAUGAGAAGUUCGAUGCAGGAGAAGUGGUCACAUUCCCUCUGAUGUUCUCCGCUCAACUCAUCGGCGAAUACGUGCUUCAACUAGAGCUUUCCUACACUUCUGAAGACGUCGCCAAAACGAAAACCACGCUUGUGGAAGUAGGCGUUACGGCUACAGAACCGUUCUCAGUCACCUCCACCGUUCUCAACGUUAACGGAAUUCCGAUGUCAUCGAUUCUGAAUAAUAAUGAUCACAUUCUGAACGUAGCUAUUGAAUCCGGAAGCUCCAUCGUAAUUAGUUCUGUGGAGUUUCUGAUGGCUGACGUGGUCACGCUUUGCGACACGAAGAAUGGAGGAUCCGGCAAGGACUUGAACGGUAUUUUAAAGUUAUUCCGAAAAGUCUGCAUUUUUGGUUUUCCAGAUGUCGUAGAAGCCGGAGAGGUGAUGGCUUAUUCGGCCGUCAUUCGAGUUAUGGUAAAGGAAGAGGAAACGGAGACGCCACUUGGUCGGAUGUGUGUCGAGUGGAGACGUUCUUCCCCGGACUCGUGCCCAGUCCGCUCCAUCGUGCCCCUGCUUCGAAUUCCUGUGCUGCCCUGUCCACUAUCGAUCACCAACCACAUCAAGACCAAUCCGGCAGUGGUACGACAACCCAUCGACAUCAGUUUUGAGCUGAGAAAUCACUCGAAGGAGGUAAUCGAGGUGAGCACCAAUUUCGACCUCAACGACGUGUUCAUGUUCAGUGGAGAGCGAAAGAGAUCCAAUAGUGGGAUUGUUCCUAAAAUUAUUGAGAUUAUACAGCCUAGUUUCUUGAGUAUUCUUCAGUAUUUAGGAACUCAAUACCAACUAAACUUUUUUCAGAUCACCGUCACAGUGCUUCCUGGUGCCACGCGAAGAGUGACCGUAGUCGUCAUGGCUCUCAGUGCCGGUCGUCUCAAUUUCCCGAAAAUUUCGCUCAAGUCUGCACAAAUCGCCGAUUCAGUGCUCCAACAAGCUCUUCGCUCCCUUCCAGCAACGAUUUUCGUCCUGCCAAAAUCCAAGGAAUUCGUCACAACAUCGCCACAUCUUUGA
Caenorhabditis briggsae is the source of this 3429-nucleotide messenger RNA. NCBI's taxonomy places the organism in Eukaryota, Metazoa, Nematoda, Chromadorea, Rhabditida, Rhabditidae. The record is from RefSeq and is a predicted model, not a curated record. The transcript is spliced from 13 exons. Gene Ontology annotation, cellular component: cytoplasm. The coding region runs from base 1 to 3429 and encodes 1142 amino acids.